AAUAUGAUAAGAUAUGCUAUUUUUGUAAUUCCGAAUAUAUUGAGAAUCGUACAUUAGCACGUUGGACUGAUAAUGGAGUUGAAUUGUUGCAAGAUCAAGUUGGAUAUUGGGGAUUUAGUGAUUAUCGUUAUUUAGAUCCUGCUGGUGAAUUUCUUGGUAUUGAUGAGAUUAAUAAACAUCAUAUUGAAGAUAUGAAUUAUAUUAAUCAAAUCAUCGAAGAAAAUAUCUUUUCUAAGCAAAUAUUAGAAAAUUCCAAAGAAUUAUUUCCUUGUUCUUAG
This is a messenger RNA of Dentiscutata erythropus, 278 nucleotides long. NCBI's taxonomy places the organism in Eukaryota, Fungi, Glomeromycota, Glomeromycetes, Diversisporales, Gigasporaceae. The record is from the annotation of a GenBank genome assembly.